This is a messenger RNA of Closterium sp. Yama58-4, 1407 nucleotides long. The record is from the annotation of a GenBank genome assembly. NCBI's taxonomy places the organism in Eukaryota, Viridiplantae, Streptophyta, Zygnematophyceae, Desmidiales, Closteriaceae.
AUGGAGGGGGUGCUUCGCGCUGAGCUGCUGAAACUGCUGCCGCUCGUUCAUCCCGCUCCAGGCGGCCUCGGUGGUACCGACGGCAGCGGCCUCGCCUGCGAUGUGACUAAAGCGAAAACCGCGUUCGCUCCUUACAGAAUCUGCCCGUUAGGAGCUCACAUCGAUCACCAGGGGGGUCCAGUGCUUGCGGCAGCCAUCAACACGGGGGUUCGCUUUCUUUUCCUCCCCACUCCCACUCCCCAGGUUGUUGUCGCGUCUCUCCAGUUCAGAGGCACCGUGCAAUUCUCUUUCAGCACACAAGCAAGGCUGGUGAAGAGAGAAAAGCAGCCAGACGAUCGCAACGGAGGUGCAAAAGAGAAGCAAGGGAAGGAAGGAGGAGGCGAAGCAGAGGAGGAGGAGCAGUGCUGGGGCACUGCUCGAGGUGCAAUGUGGGCGCUGCUAGAAGCAGGGCACAGACUGGAACAGGGAGUGGUGGGUGUGAUGCCCCCACAUGUUCCGUUUUGUUGCAUUGAUUUGAAUCCGUCUGGCAAAUCGUCUGGGUUCAAUCUCCGAUCUGUUCCGCCGUGCCAUCUGCACAGGCAGACAGGUGUCGCAUUCCUAUUGGCCCUCGCCGAUGCCAACAACCUCUCGCUCUCUCCAGCGGAGCUCAUUGAGCUGGACAGGCUCAUAGAGAACGGCUUUCUUGGUCUGAGGAACGGAGUCUUGGACCAAUCAGCGAUUGUUCUGUCGAAAGCUGGCCACCUCACACGCAUCUGGUGCCAGGAUCGUCGCCACGACUUCAUUCCACUCCCUGCCGGAUCACCAUCUGAACCCAAUAAAGAAGUGGCCUUCAUGCUGGCCUUCUCAGGCAUGCGGGCGGCACUCACUCAAUCAUCGGGCUACAACAACAGGGUGCAGGAGUGCCAGGAAGCUGCCAGGAUGCUUCUCGCCGCAGCAGGAAUGGAAGUGCCCUCCUCUCCUGUUCUAUCGCAAGUGCCUCUUCGCGUCUUCGAGACCCACAAUCACCGUCUACCUGACGCACUGCGCCGUCGCGCCGCACAUUUCUACUCAGAGAGUGCGCGGGUGCUGCAGGGAGCUGAGGCUCUGCAGCAGGGUGACUGGCGGCUGUUUGGAAGCCUAAUGUCGGAAUCAGGGCAGAGCUCCAUCGAGCAAUACGAGUGCGGCAGUGCACCACUCAUUGACCUACGGUCAAUCCUUCUGGCCACACCGGGUGUGCUCGGGGUCAGGUUCAGCGGAGCGGGCUUCAGGGGAUGCUGUGUGGCGCUGGUGGAGCGAGAGAAGGUUGCUGACGUGGCACGCCACGUGGCGGAAGAGUACUCGCGGAGACAGCCUGAGCUGGCAGCUGCAUGUCAGAAAGAUAGCAUGGUGAUGGUUUGUGAUAUAAGCGAUGGUGCUAGGAUUCUCUGA